This is a messenger RNA of Bolinopsis microptera, 1161 nucleotides long. Its product is annotated as protein mono-ADP-ribosyltransferase PARP16-like. Gene Ontology annotation, cellular component: nuclear envelope; membrane; endoplasmic reticulum tubular network. The record is from RefSeq and is a predicted model, not a curated record. Gene Ontology annotation, biological process: endoplasmic reticulum unfolded protein response. Lineage: Eukaryota; Metazoa; Ctenophora; Tentaculata; Lobata; Bolinopsidae. The transcript has a single exon. The coding region runs from base 35 to 943 and encodes 302 amino acids. Gene Ontology annotation, molecular function: kinase binding; NAD+ poly-ADP-ribosyltransferase activity; protein serine/threonine kinase activator activity.
UCAGGUAUGGUUUAAAACUCGGUGCCAGUGUUCCAUGCAGCAACCAUCUUCAUCUAACCCUCAAGCUACCAAAGAUAAAGACCAUGAUUAUGCCAUCGAUUUUAUUCUAUCCAUAUUGUUUGCAUCCUUAAAAUCAUUUAAAGGGGAAUCAUUGUUGAAGCCUUUACCAAAUUUUGUGGCAUCCGUUGAACAGCUGGUAAAUUGUCAUGAUCAAAUUCGUUUCCCUCCCAUUCGUUCAAUGGUUAACUCUGCUGAAAGCCUCAAUUUUAUUGACUGGAUAACCUUGUUAGCUGAAAAGCUUGAAGUGAAACCUUUUGAUAAGAAAUUUUUUCUUGACUUCAGUGGGUUAUCAAAUGUAAAGCAAUCUCCACAGUUUAUAGUAAAAUUGAAAAAUCCUAGAAUGUCUUCAAAAUUUGAAGACUUAACAGAAACCCAUGGGAAUUUGAUUGGAUUUCAUGGGACGCAUACUGAAAAUGUCUUCAGUAUCUUGCAGAAUGGUUUGGUUGGACAUCUCAAUACAAGAGCUCUUUAUGGUUCAGGAACGUAUCUUAGCAGUGACAUAGAUGUUGCUUUAUCUUUUGCUAAACAGGGAAAAUCAUGGCCAAGUUCUCGAAUAUGUCGGAACAUGACGUGUGUCCUGAUGUGUAAAGUUAUUAAUAGUGAUCAAGUAAAGCAAGGUAAAGAAAAACUUUCUGGCAUCAGUUUUAAUAAUAAUCCGCUGCCUCAUAACUAUUACGUUGUGAAAAACAAUGACCAUGUCGCAGUUACUCAUGUUCUUAUCUACUCUUCAAAACAAAGGAUUCCGUCAAGUCUUAAAGCAGAAAGUAGACUUUUAGUUUUUAUCAGAUGUUAUGGGUUUGUUUUGCUAUAUGGGUUAGUUAUUGUAUUUAUUUGUUUAAGUUCCAAUGGUGUUCUAAAGAAAUGGAUAAAAAAGUUUAUGUAAAUUAUGAUAUUCGUCCAUUGAUGGCAUGGUUACUAAUGUAACCUGAUUUGUUUAUCACUGUUAGAAAUUUGCAUGUAAUGGAAUUAGUCAUAAUUGAUUUGUUUGAUUAUUUAAAAUAUAUUUUUGUAACAGUGCUCAAUUGUGCUUCAUCAGAUUUAGAAGUAAUAUGGAUUGUCUGUGGUAAAGUUCAAAAUGAUGUUUUUACUGUUAAUACUUCA